Molecule: messenger RNA, 2834 nt
Organism: Diorhabda carinulata
Lineage: Eukaryota; Metazoa; Arthropoda; Insecta; Coleoptera; Chrysomelidae
Product: synaptogyrin
Exons: 5
Coding region: 191-877 (228 amino acids)
Cellular component (GO): neuromuscular junction; synaptic vesicle membrane
Source: RefSeq, a predicted model, not a curated record
AUAUAGUUUGUAGGUAUUUAUAUCAAAUCGCUAGUAAAGCACCUGUGUAUAUACCAUAAGAUGCCGACGAGUCGAAUUUAAAUGAUUUUUGUAUUAAGUAGAUCUAUGAUGUUUAAGUUCCAUGUCAGGUGUCCCAAUUUCGACAUUCAAAGGAGUCAGCGCAGGAAUUAAAUAAAGGGAUAUUCAAAACAUGGAGGCUGCUGGUGCGUACGGUGGAGGAAAAGCCGGUGGAGUUUUCGAUCCAAUUUCGUUCAUUCAAAGACCUCAGGUGAUACUUCGUGUAGUAUGCUGGCUGUUUUCCAUAAUAGUAUUUGGUUGUAUAUCAUCCCAAGGUUGGAAAAUUGACGCGACAAGUAAAAAACACCUUUGUCUCUACAACGACGAUGCAAACGCAUGUAAUUACGGUGUCGGUAUAAGUGUUAUAGCAUUUUUAGCAAGCAUGGGAUUACUUGUCGGAGAAUAUCUAUUCGAACAGAUGUCAUCGGUUAAAACUAGGAAACACUUCGUUUUGGGCGACCUAGGCUUUUCAAGUUUUUGGGCUUUCCUCUACUUUGUAGGGUUUUGGUACCUAGCAAGUCAGUGGGGAAAAUCAGAGCCUCCUCCAUUUGGUGUUGGAGUAAAUAACGUACAGGCUGCCAUUGCUUUCUCAUUUUUUUCCAUUUUCACUUGGGCUGGCUCUGCGUUUUUUGCAUAUCAGCGUUUCCGUCAAGGUGCUGGUAGUGCAUUUGCAACAAAUUAUGAAAACGAAUCAGGUAUGGCUACUUCGUAUCCAUCUUAUCCUGGUGGUCCGGAUUCGGAACAACCCUAUCAAGAACCACCCUUCUCGACUGGACCUAUUCCUAGAGGUCCGUCAGAUUUCCAAGCCCCGACUUAUUAAAACCAGUUGUGGACGAUGACUCUUCAACUAGAGAAUUUUCAACAGUAAUUCUGAUUCGUCAAGAAAUCCAGGAUGAUUUUACAUCCGCAACGUUAACAGUCAUUAUUGUACUUAGGAAGCAAGUAUUAAUAAAACUCAAUAUUAUUGGUUUCGUGUACAAAAUAGUGGAUAGACUGGUUGUUACAUUUUGAUGUAAUCGAUGUAUGUAAUUUACUUCAUUUGGAAUCGUGACACUAACGGAAACUUUGGUAAAAAUUGGUUGUUUAUACUUACUAACCUUUAAACGCCAUUCCAUUUUAUAAAAUUAUUUGUGACUAAAUUUUUUUUCUUUACGUCCACUUGUUUAUAAUUUAAUCUAUAGUUCCAGAUGCUUCUUUCAAUUUCCUUCCCCUACAUUUUCUAAAAAUAUUGGUACCCAGUUCCAUGACCCAUUUUAGACCAUCGAAAUGACUUUAUGAGUUGAGUCAUAUUGUAAAUCUUCAUCUACAUAUUUGUUUUCUGGUUUAAUUAUGAUUCCAUCUUAAUGUUUUGAUUGUUAUUUCAAACAGUUUAUAUGUAAACGUUGCUUUCAAAUCAAAUUUCAAAUAUUUCACCACCAAUGAUGGUAAAAUGACAAGCAAGAUGCCAUAUACAAUUUUGAAAAUAAUGGAUUGAUAAAGAUGGGAUCCACGCAUACCGAUAUGUGUUUUUGCAUGUGUAGGUUUUCAUUAUAAAAAGUGCUGCAUGAUAAUUAUUUGAAGUAAGCUAUAUACGUUUGAAGUUUCAUUAUGACCAAUAUGUCUGCUUUGCUAGUCACUUAUAUCACCGGAUGUUAUUUUUAAAAGAUUGUGAUUACCUAUGAGGCUAGUUUUAUAAACAGAAGAGGAAAUUUGAAAACUAUCGAAAAUAAAAUAACAAUAUUAACAAAGUCUAUCUAUUGAAUUUAUUAUUUCAGUUGCCAAAAUAUUUUGUCGAUUAAAAUGCUUUCUGAUAAAUUGAAAUUAAUCUUUAUUCUAGUCAAAAGUCACAUUUUCUUAUUCACACAACUUAACCUCACAUUUUAUUCAUUAGAGGAAAUAACACUUGACAUAUGUCAAACAGUAAAGAACAAACUUAUUUUUUUAUAGAUUUCGUUUAAAAUAUUGUUAAUCUUUGAUUGGGAUUGAUAAAAAAUUUCAUUAUAUUAUAACUAAUGCAUUUUCGAUAAGUUUUCAAAUUUUCCUUCGAUACCUACCGGUUUUUCCUUCUACUUUAUUGUAAAAUAAUGUAGUGAUUAAAAAAAUGUUGAAUAUAAAUAUAUAAAUAAAUGUUGAAAUAAUUAUUUUAGUAAACAGUUCAAUGUACAGUCGAUAUUACAUUAAAUAUUAUUGUAUCUAUGUGUGAGAAUAUCAGGCUUUCGUAGAAAAUUUUUAUAAUUUGUUGUAUCCUUGUGGUGGCCAUUUAUAACGUAUGUAGUUGCUAGAAACAUUUUUUUUAUUUUCACAUUUAGCAUUAUAAAAAUUUUUUAUCUCAUACAUUGGAGAUUAUUAAUUAAGAAAAACAUACCAAGCAUUAACAAAAAAAAAUGAAAUUGCGCAACCAAUUUUUCAAAUAUUGCUACCGUAAAGUCGGGUGACUUACUUUGAGAUUUUUACGUACCAUAUUUUAUUAAAAUAAAUUCAAAUACCUUUAGUAGAUGUUCUAGGCCGGUUCUAGAACGAAAGUGACUUAUACGGACAUAUCGUCACGUCUAACCGCAGAAAGUAACGGCAACGUAUGAUUGAAAAGACGUAUCGUGGGGUGAAAAAGUAAUGAAUCCACCUUUAUACAUCUGUUUAUCCAAAAAAAUUGGAUAUAACCGAAUCAAAUUGGACAGAGGUGGUUUCAGAAUAAUUGUUACCUGCUUUGGGGCAUUUAGAAACACCUUAUUCAUUAUAAUCAUCAUUUAUUAUCUUAGAACAUAGUGAAUAUAUUACUCUCAAAUUCUUACAUACAAAAA